AAAGCAAGUAAACAAAAAGCAAAAGAGAAUCAAUCAAUCACUUUUUGCACAGUUUCCAAAGCAAAAGUGGCGAUCAACAAUAAUACCCACUUUCCUUAUUCGUAUCAAUUUCAUCAACCAUCUUCAAAUAUUCUAAUCUUCUUCUUGCUAGCUAACAACUUACUCCUUCUCCUUCUUAUUAGAUUCAUAUACAUACAUACACUUCCAUACCCAAAACCCCCGUUAAACCCUAACAAAACCCGAUCAUAAAUCAUCUUGCGUCAAGGGUUUUAACUUUUACGUUUAACGACAAAGGGUCUCAUCUUUGAAGGUUUCUUGGCGGGAAAGAUUCUGAAUUUGGCGGGAAUCUUGUUGUGGGAGUGCAUGUGUAACGGUUAUGGAGAACCCAUCUGGAAACGGGUCGGAUCAACCCGGUUAUGACGGUGGCAGUUUGGUGACGGAGCAUACUUCUGGGGUUUCUACUGAUUGGACUCCAGAUGAACAGUUAAUUUUGGAAGAUGGUCUUUCACAGUAUGCAUCUGAAUCAAAUAUCGUCCGGUAUGCAAAGAUUGCUGUGCAGUUGCAGAAUAAGACUGUGAGGGAUGUGGCUUUGCGAUGCAGAUGGAUGUUUAAAAGGGAUAUUGCCAAAAGAAGGAAAGACGAUCACCUCUUAACGAGAAAAGGCAAAGAGAGAAAGGAACGAAUGAAUGAACUUUUGGCGAGUACAUCUUAUAUAGCAAAUCCAACAGGACUGUCUUCGUAUUCUCAACGAGUGGUUGCAAAUGGAAAAUCAAAUGCUAUACAGUACAACGUUCUUGUCAGUCCAGCCGGGCAGCUUAUUAAGGAAAGUGCUCAGGCUCUUGAACGAGUCUCUACAAAUCUUGAACGAAAUCAGGUACAUGAAAAUAUCGGUCUCCUUUGCCAGGUUCGGAAAAACAUCCGUGAUAUCUUGAACAAUUCAAGUGAAAACCCUGGAAAACUGAAGCAGAUGCCACCACUUCCAGUGAAACUGAAUGAAGCUCUUCUAAAUUCAUUGAUUCGUCAUGCGACGUUACAUCAGCAUAUGCAAUAAUCAUUAGUGCUGCUAAUGAUGUUAACAAAGGAUUAAUGAUGUCAUCAGUCCAAUGUGAUCAAAUUGCGCUAUGUUGUGUGGCUUCAAGCGGCCAAAGAACAUAUUUGGUUAUGGUAUCAAAUUUUAGUUACAUACCCUUUACGAACUAGACGAUGACGUAUCAGACUUUACAAGAGAUGUUAUUACUCGUAUAUACAGAGCUGAACCGAUGCUAAUGGUGAUUUCGUGUUAAAAUGGAUCGAAUGGCUACUAAAAAUUUGAACUUUAUGGUGUAUAUAAAUUUCAAGUGUAGUAAUGGUAUUGGAGAUUAAAUA
This is a messenger RNA of Helianthus annuus (common sunflower), 1365 nucleotides long. RefSeq lists its product as uncharacterized. The transcript is spliced from 7 exons. Lineage: Eukaryota; Viridiplantae; Streptophyta; Magnoliopsida; Asterales; Asteraceae. The coding region runs from base 377 to 1051 and encodes 224 amino acids. The record is from RefSeq and is a predicted model, not a curated record.